UAUCCGUCGUUUUGCAGCGAGCCGAUUCGACAAUCUCGAUGCUUCGACCGAGCCGCCUUCCCAGCCACUGACAGAGCCAACGAGUCCACCCACCCCGAGGCGGGGCUUGCCGCGCAUCAUUCAUUACGUCUUCGUCGAAAAUGCACAGAACACAUCGCUGGCCUUUUGGGCCCCGCGAGACCUCCCUGCUGGUAUGCUGGACCGGAUCCUGGUGGCAGAUCAGCCGUCCUCAGACAACAUGCUUGCAUGGGGACUCACCUGUCGGGCUAUGCGAUGGUCACCAGGUAUUGAAGACUAUGUCUUCAAUGGCCGUAUUGGCACGCCCAUCUCGACCACUGCGAUCUCUUUGAUUGACGACGAUGUGAUUACUUCAACAGAGUUCACAUUCGUUGGGGCCAAAUCGAGCGUGGACGGAGGUGCCAUGCGUGGAGAACACGCUCUCGCUGUCACCUCCAACCACGCCACCAGCUCGACGGCAGUUCAGCAAUUCCUUGAAGGCAUGAGCGAGGUUCAGCCGGAGACCCCCGAUUACAUGCCCAUGCCACCUCAAGAUGCUGAGAGCUUCCAACGUCGAAACAACGUGUCAAUGCCGCGGAGAGCAAGAGGGCCUCUACAUCCCGUUCCCACUCCUGUCAACUCGGAUUCUGAGAGCUCCGACGACAGUGAUACAGAUACUGAGUCGUCCGCGCAGCCUCCACAUCUGGCAAAGCAGCCGCCUGCCCGCAAUCAACCAGGGGUGCCUCCGACGAAGCAGGCAAACAACCAAGAGCAUCACAACUGGGACCUCGGUCUAUCCGCAAGACAGGCGGCUAUACCACUCCGUCCAGCGACCGAGGCUAGUCCAUCCACAAAAGGCUCUGCAAGUACCUCAAGAACGCACAAAGCCUCGGGCAGCUCCGAGACCAACGCUCGAUCUUCCAGUGCAACAAACCUGGCUCAAUGGAGUACCGACACCCAGCUGUCACCCAGGAGGAGGCUCAAUCGUCGUGGGAUCGUGCGAAGAGAUGCUCCAUCGGUGAACGGCCAGAACCGUUAUGGCCCAUCAAGUGCCAGCACGGAUGUGCAAUCUGCUCCUCAGGCUGAUAUUUCAGCGUGGCAAAACGUCAUUCACCGCGACGUUCGAACGGGAACUCUGAUAGAUGACACGGCGCCGACAACAACUUCGUCGAUCAAGCCUCCGCCCGGAUAUGACCAACCGCCUCGCAUGGCCCUCACCGCCUCGCAGUCGCCGCAGCCUUGUUCGAUGAAUAUCAAGCCAGAUGAAGAAGAGCCUUUGAUCGAUCUCUACAACUCCGGACCAGAGAAUAGCCGGCCGUUUACGAAACCGUCAGGAUUACACAAUCGGCCGUCACGUACAGACAACCAGAGACAGCCUGGCCCCAAAGAUUAUGAUGACGAUUCCAUCAUCGAGCGCCUUCAAGACGACGAACUGGCCAGCAACUUCAAAAAGUACACAAUGCGUCAGCAGAAAGGCAAAGGCAACAAACAUCGGAAUGCAUCGGCGAGGGCGAAGGGCAGCGCAGCACAACCCCACGCGGAUCUGCCAAAGCCCGAUCCUCUGCCUGCGCCGAAAAGGGGCGCGAAGAAAUUAGAGGGCGAAACCAUCGCGUCGUCGUCCACCGGGAUCCCCGCAGGCCCAUCCGAUCUACCUGUUGUGGAAGCUGACAGCCGCAUGACAAAGAAAGAAGCGAACAUCGCGGACUCCUCCUUGUCUACCACUCCAGUCGGAAUGCUUAUGCAAGAACUGCUCCUGGUGCCCAACACUGGCGACACCCAAAUCAUUGUACAAUUCGGCACGCUGCUGGUCAAAGAUCGGACUGACGAGCCUAUUCUGACCGGCGUGAAUACCGCCAAUGCGGUGGAAGAGAAACUUCAAGACGGCAUCGGGAUCACAACCAACUUUUUACCCCGGAUGACCACCUCUGAUGACGAUGCUCGCUUCAUGCUCAAUUUGUUCGGAGCAGGUGAAGCCCGGGCUACCGUCACAUACGAGAUCGAGAUCAAGAAUGCUGAAGGUGCUCAGCGGACCAUCACAUUCGACCAGACCGACCUCCAAAACUUCCUUGUCUCGCACACGAACAACCCGCUUGGCAUUGCUUACAUCCAUCACCCGCUCAGAGUGUGGGAUGCCAAAGUCAGCAUCGAGCGGCCGGAAGUGGAUGUGGAGUUGAUGCAGACGGUGCGAGGCUUCGUGGCAUCGAUCCAAACCAACGGCAUUGCACCUUCAUUUCAAGCACUCGUUCCAGCCGGCUCCUUUUCGGUGGAGAACGUGUACGCAAAGCGACACUUCAGAAAAUCAAUUGCCAAAGGAAUCGAAGUGGACGUCACUGAAGUUCAGCAACUGGAUGUUGCGUCAACAACCAUGUCUCCUUUCAACCUUCAAGCCAGCGUCCAACCGCGAGCGACAAUGAUCGAGGGUCAGCGGCUAUGGUGGGAGGCGGGGAUGUAUGCACAGACUGCCGACAUUUCCACGGCGGAUAGAAUACACUCGUGUGCAGCGACUUGCAUCUCACAGAUUGACGGGGUGGGGUUGAACAACAGCGGGCCGUUCAGAUGGGCGGAAAUUGAAGAACCGGUUGCUGAGGAAAAGCCGUUCUGGUGAAGUCUGAAGGCGACUUGACGGAAAGCAGUCAUGUUGUACUGUGGCGUAGAUGAAAGAAGUUCAUUGUA
Molecule: messenger RNA, 2670 nt
Organism: Neohortaea acidophila
Lineage: Eukaryota; Fungi; Ascomycota; Dothideomycetes; Mycosphaerellales; Teratosphaeriaceae
Exons: 1
Coding region: 194-2602 (802 amino acids)
Source: RefSeq, a predicted model, not a curated record